CCUUUAACUUAAGCAGUUCACCUUCACAGAUCACAGUAGGGGAGAGGAUGUGAGCAGACUGGCUAUUUAUUUCUUGUAGCCAUUUCUGUCUGUGUGCUUCGGUGAGCCAUGGAUCCCAGAAACAAGCAUGGGCUGACACUCCUGGAACAGCUGUGGAUCAUGCGAGAGACUGGGAAGUUGACGGAUGUGGUGCUCGUGGCCGAAGGCAUCAGCUUCCCCUGCCACCGCGUGGUCCUGUCUGCCUUCAGCCCCUACUUCCGGGUCAUGUUCACCUGUGGCCUGAGCGAGUGCAGCCAGCGUGAGGUGACCCUGGGGGACACGCCUGCCGACAGCCUAGCUCUCCUGCUGAACUACAUGUACCUGUCGGACCUGCCGCUCACGAACACCAAUGUGCAGGGUGUCUCUACAGUUGCCUUUAUGCUGCAGAUGGAGGAUGUGUUCAGCCGCUGCCAGCAGCACAUGAUGGACCACAUGGAUGCCUCAAACUGCCUGGGUGUGUACUUCUACGCGCGAGAACUGGGAGCAGAGGAACUGGGCGAACAUGCCCAGCGCUACUUGCGCCAGCACUUUGCCGAAGUCUGCCUGCAGGAGGAGAUCUUGGAGCUUCAGGCGCACCAGUUGCUCCCGCUGGUCGCAUCUGACGACCUCAACGUGACACGUGAAGAAAGCAUCCUGGAAGUGGUGCUGCGCUGGGUGAGUCACCGACAGGCUGAGCGGGCCCCCCACUUGCUGGAGGUGCUGCGUAAGGUGCGCCUGCCUCUGGUAGCGCCAGACUUCCUGCGGGAUGCGAUGCGGAGGAAUCCCGUGCUGCUAGCCAACGCCGAGUGCCUAGAGCUGGUGGAGGCGGCUCUGGACGCUGCCCGACAGCACCCUGCUGCUGCACCUCGCCGCCUGAAGCUGCGCUAUGGCAUGGAAACGACUGACCUGCUGCUGUGCAUCGGCAAUGAUGGUCAAGGCAUCAAGUCCCGCCAGGGUAGCUACUCUGACUACAGCUUCUGCUACACCCCAGCUACCGGCCGCACCUGCUACAUCACAUCCCCCCGCUAUGGGGAGGUUCUGGGCUACGUGUGUGCCGGGGUGGUGACUGAGGACAAUGAAAUAGUGGUGGCUGGGGAGGCAGGCGCCCGCCGCAUGGCCAGGCAGAAGAGCAGGACUGUAGAUAUCUGCAGGUACAAGGCCACUGCACAGGGCAGCUGGGAGAAGCUGUGCUCAGUGGAAUACCGUGAAAUGUAUGCCCUAGGAGCAAUGGGGGACAUGCUCUACCUUCUUGGUGGACAGAUGAAGCUGAAGAAUCAGUACCUCAUGACCAACUCUGUGGAGCGUUGGCCAAUGAAGGGAGGGCCCUGGCGGCGUUGCGCCCCCCUGCCCAUACCACUGUCCAGCCAUUGUGUUGUCAGUCUGAAGGGCCAUCUCUAUGUGCUGGGUGGGAGGACACCACAGUCUGACAGGCCAGACGACGAGCCAGACCACCUGAGCAGUCGUGUGUUCCAGUUCGAUCCUGAGGCCAACAAGUGGGAGGAGCGCGGACCCAUGAAAUACUCCAAGUAUCGCUGUAGUGCUGUAGUGCUCAAUGGAGAAAUCUAUGUACUGGGAGGAAUAGGGUGCGAGGGGGUCGAUCGUGGGCAGUCACGUCGCUGCCUGGAUGUUGUGGAGAUUUACAACCCAGAUGGGGACUUCUGGAGGAUCGGUCCUCAGUUGCCCUACCCCCUGCUUUCUCUGCGCAGUGGAGCCUCCAAUGCCGGGGUGGCAGGGGGAAAGCUCUACGUGUGUGGAUUCUAUAGGGGGGCAGAUCGGCACGACAUCAUCACCAAAGACAUACUAGAGCUGGACCCCUGGGAGAACGUGUGGACCAUGGCGGCACGGCGUGUUCUGAUGCACGACAACUAUGAUGUAUGCCUGGUGGCCAACCUAAACCCCCGCAACCUUGUGGCCCCACCUGGUGACCUUCUGGAUGAGUGACACCAUGAGACUUGCUGCUGGGG
Scleropages formosus (Asian bonytongue) is the source of this 1982-nucleotide messenger RNA. It is a transcript of the gene kbtbd12, whose product is annotated as kelch repeat and BTB (POZ) domain containing 12. The record is from RefSeq and is a predicted model, not a curated record. The transcript is spliced from 5 exons. Bases 109 to 1959 code for a protein of 616 amino acids. Gene Ontology annotation, molecular function: protein binding. NCBI's taxonomy places the organism in Eukaryota, Metazoa, Chordata, Actinopteri, Osteoglossiformes, Osteoglossidae.